GAUAUGCCCUCAAACAAAAUGGCGGCGGCAGCUUCCAUCCAUAGCGAUCGUCGUCGUCGUCGUCUCUAUGCCGGCGGCCGGCAAGGGACCGGAAGCGGAAGCGAGCUGUCAGGAAACUGAAGCAGCCGCGGCGGGCGAGAGCAGGAAAGGAGCGUGGCAGCCGCUUACAGGUGUAAGACUCCGCAGCCACCUCCGCCUCCGGAGAAGCCAUAAGGAACGGUGUUCUUUUAUAUGAUGGGAUCUCUAAUUAUACUUAUUGGAAUCUGGAUGAGCUUUUCAUUUGUGAAAGCAGAUUCAAAAGCAGUUACAACAUCCUUGACUACUAAAUGGCAUUCCACACCAUUAUUACUUGAAGCAAGUGAAUUUUUAGCCGAAGAAGGUCAAGAGAAAUUCUGGAAGUUUAUUGAAACCUGUCAAGACUUUGGAUCAUCUGAUCAUGAUGGUACUGAUUAUUCCUCUUACAAUACAAUACUGCAAGCAGCUUCCCAGCAUCUUUCACCUUUGCAACAGAACUUGUUGAAAUUUGCCUUGUCUUUACGUUCUUAUUCAGCUACGGUUCAAGCCUUUCAACAGAUAGCAGCGGAUGAGCCCCCACCAGACAGAUGCAAUGCAUUCUUUGUUGUCCAUGAAGAGAAGACUUGUGAAGCUGACAAACUUGAAAUUCUCUUACAGACGGCUUCAGAAAGGCCAAAGCCUUUCAUGUUCAAAGGAGACCACAAGUAUCCAGUUUCAAACCCAGAAAGUCCUGUUGUUAUAAUGUAUGGUCAAAUUGGUUCUGAAGAGUUUUCUCAAUUCCAUAAACUUCUUGUAUCAAAAGCUAGAGCAGGGGAAAUCACCUACAUCCUUAGGCAUUAUAUUGCUAAUCCAAGUAAAGAAAAAGUCUACCUUUCAGGCUACGGAGUGGAGUUGGCCAUUAAAAGCACGGAGUAUAAGGCCAAGGAUGAUACCCAGGUGAAAGGUACAGAUAUGAAUGCAACAGUAAUAGGUGAAAAUGAUCCCAUUGAUGAAGUGCAAGGAUUUCUGUUUGGAAAACUAAGGCAAUUACAUCCCAGUUUGAAAGAGGAAUUGAAAGAAUUAAGAAAACAUCUUAUUGAAAGCACCAAUGAAAUGGCACCCUUAAAAGUGUGGCAGUUACAAGAUCUAAGUUUUCAGACUGCUGCCCGCAUUCUUGCUGCUCCCACUGUGGAUGCUUUGAUGGUCAUGAAGGAUUUAAGUCAGAAUUUUCCCACAAAGGCUAGGGCAAUAACAAAGACAGUUGUUUCUUCAGAACUCAGAUCAGAAAUUGAAGAGAACCAAAAGUACUUCAAAGGAACUCUAGGCUUACAGCUGGGGGAUUCUGCCCUUUUUGUCAAUGGACUACAUAUAGAUCUAGAUACACAGGACAUAUUUAGCUUGUUUGAUGUCCUGAGAAAUGAAGCUCGCGUAAUGGAAGGGCUGCACAGUUUAGGAAUUGUGGGUCUUUCCAUGCACAAUGUGUUAAAGCUAAACAUCCAACCAUCAGACUCUGACUAUGCUGUAGAUAUCAGAAGUACUGCUAUUUCAUGGAUCAAUAAUCUUGAAGUUGACAGCAGGUACAAUUCCUGGCCUUCCAGUGUCCAGGAGCUGCUGCGCCCUACUUUCCCUGGUGUAAUCAGACAAAUAAGAAAAAACUUUCAUAAUCUUGUAUUCAUCAUAGACCCAUCCCAUGAGAGCUCAGCUGAAUUGCUGAGUGUGGCUGAAAUGUUCGUUAGUAACCACAUACCAUUGAGGAUUGGUCUAGUCUUUGUCGUGAAAGAUUCUGAUGACGUUGAUGGAUUACAAGAUGCUGGGGUUGCUCUCCUUCGGGCUUACAAUUAUGUUGCACAAGAAGUAGAUAAUAAUUAUGCUUUCCAGACAGUCAUAUCUAUAUAUAACAAAGUAAAUGCAGGAGAGAAACUGACAGUGGAGCAUGUGGUUAGUGUUCUUGGGAAGCAAUAUCCUUAUGUAGAAGUUAAUAGUAUCUUAGGAGUUGAUUCUGCGUAUGAUCAAAACAGGAAGGAAGGACGUGGUUACUAUGAACACGGUGUGGGCCUCUCCCCUAUAGUGCUUUUUAAUGGAUAUUUACAUUCUUGGAUUCCAAAGAAACCAGACAGCUGCAGUUGUUCCAACCGCAUGACUUACUUGACCAAGAAAGGAAUGUCUUCCAAGGAGAUUUAUGAUGAUUCUUUUAUAAGGCCAGUAACUUUCUGGAUUGUUGGUGACUUUGACAGACCUUCUGGAAGACAGCUUUUAUAUGAUGCUAUCAAACACCAGAAAUCCAGUAACUAUGUCCGGAUUGGAGUGAUUAACAACCCUACUGAAGAUCCAGCCAGUGAGAAUACAGUUAUUGCUAGGGCCAUCUGGGCAGCCUUGCAGACACAAACAUCUAACAAUGCCAAAAAUUUUAUCACAAAGCUAGCUAAAGAGGAGAAUGCAAAAGCACUGGAAGAUGGAGCUGAUGUCACAAAAUUUGCUGUUGGGGGUAUGGAUAUCAGUAUUUUUAAAGCUGCCUUUGAAUCUUCUAAAGUGGAUUUUAUCCUGUCACAUGCUAUGUACACCAGGGAUGUUCUUAAACUGAAGAAAGGACAGAGGGCAGUGAUCAGCAAUGGAAGGAUUAUUGGUCCUUUAGAAGAUGGUGAGCUUUUCAACCAGGAUGACUUCCACUUGCUAGAGAAUAUUAUUUUAAAGACGUCUGGGCAGAAAAUAAAAUCUCAUAUUCAACAGCUAGGAGUUGAGGAAGAUCUUGCAAGUGAUCUUGUAAUGAAGGUAGAUGCUCUUCUGUCUGCUCAGCCAAAAGGAGAAGCAAGAAUUGAAUACCAUUUUUUUGAAGACAAACACAGUGCAAUUAAAUUGAGACCAAAGGAUGGAGAAACAUAUUUUGAUGUUGUGGCUAUUGUUGACCCUGCCACCAGAGAUGCACAAAGACUCACUCCACUUCUUAUGGUGUUGAACAAACUAAUAAACAUGAACCUCAGAGUAUUUAUGAAUUGUCAGUCCAAGCUUUCUGAGAUGCCUCUGAAAAGUUUUUAUCGCUAUGUUUUGGAGCCAGAGAUCACUUUCACAGCAGACAAACUCUUUGCUCCUGGUCCAGUUGCCAAAUUUCUGGAUAUGCCUCAAUCUCCCUUGUUUACUCUGAAUCUAAACACUCCAGAGAGCUGGAUGGUGGAGUCUGUAAGAACAUCAUAUGAUCUUGACAAUAUUUAUUUAGAAGAGGUGGAGAGUGUAGUUGCUGCUGAGUAUGAGUUAGAGCACCUUCUUUUGGAGGGACACUGCUAUGAUAUCACUACGGGGCAGCCCCCACGUGGUCUGCAGUUCACACUGGGAACAUCAACAGAUCCUGUUGUUGUUGACACCAUUGUUAUGGCCAACUUAGGUUAUUUUCAGUUAAAAGCCAAUCCUGGUUCCUGGUUUCUGAGGCUCAGAAGGGGAAGAUCUGAUGAUAUCUAUAGGAUUUACAGCCAUGAUGGUACAGAUUCGCCUCCAGAUGCCAGUGAUGUUGUCGUUGUUAUCAACAAUUUCAAGAGUAAAAUUAUUAAAGUGAAGGUUCAAAAGAAAUUAGAUAUGAUAAAUGAAGAUUUACUAAGUGAUGGAACUAAUGAAAAUGAGUCUGGAUUUUGGGAAUCUCUUAAAUGGGGAUUUACAGGUGGACAGAAGAAAGAAGAGGUGAAACAGGAUAAGGAUGACGUAAUCAACAUAUUUUCUGUUGCAUCAGGCCAUCUAUAUGAGAGAUUUCUCCGCAUAAUGAUGCUAUCUGUAUUGAAAAAUACAGACACUCCAGUGAAGUUCUGGUUCCUGAAGAAUUACCUGUCACCUUCAUUUAAGGAAUUUAUCCCAUACAUGGCUGAAAAGUACAAUUUCCAGUAUGAGCUUGUCCAGUACAAAUGGCCACGAUGGCUUCACCAACAGACAGAGAAGCAGCGCAUCAUCUGGGGUUAUAAAAUCCUUUUUCUGGAUGUUCUUUUCCCCCUUGCUGUUGACAAAUUCCUGUUUGUUGAUGCUGAUCAGAUUGUACGCACUGACCUGAAAGAGCUAAGAGAUUUCAACUUGGAUGGGGCUCCUUAUGGCUACACACCAUUCUGUGAAAGUCGCAGAGAGAUGGAUGGCUACAGAUUCUGGAAGUCUGGAUACUGGGCAAGUCACUUGGCUGGAAGAAAAUAUCAUAUCAGUGCUCUCUAUGUUGUGGAUCUGAAAAAAUUCAGGAAGAUAGCUGCUGGAGAUCGGCUCAGGGGACAAUAUCAAGGACUUAGCCAGGAUCCCAACAGUCUCUCUAAUCUUGAUCAGGACUUACCCAACAACAUGAUCCAUCAGGUGCCCAUUAAAUCACUCCCCCAAGAGUGGCUUUGGUGUGAAACAUGGUGUGAUGAUGCUUCAAAGAAGAGAGCAAAAACCAUUGAUCUAUGCAAUAACCCAAUGACCAAAGAACCAAAGCUGCAGGCAGCAAUGAGGAUUGUUCCUGAGUGGCAAGAUUAUGAUCAAGAAAUUAAGCAGUUGUACAGCCGUUUUCAGCAAGAGAAAGAAUUGGGAACACAUGUAACAACUAAUGAAACAAAACAACAGAGUCAAGAAGAAAAUGCACAUAUGGAAUUAUGAUCUAUGGUGUUAACCAAGUGAGACUAUUUCAUAGACAAUUUUUCUAUCAAAUGCUAGUUUUUUCUAGUAUGUUUGCGAAACUGUUGAGACACUGAAGGGACGUUGAUAAUGUGUUCAGAUUGCAUUUGAUUUUGGCAGAUGGAAUAGGACCUGGAUGAUUUGGAUUAGUGUAACUGGUUUUCUUUGCAUCUACAAGAGAUGGAAGACUCCACAGAGGAAUACAGAAAUUUAGUCAUGACUGAAAUAUGUUGAAGAACAGCAGUUUCUUCAUCCAGCUUUUGGCUGAGUAUACCACUGGAUGUCAAAAUUUUUGUGGUCACCUGUUUUUUUUCCCAGGAGCCCAGAGAAAAGCUUCUACUUAGAGGGUGGAACAAUGAGGAUACACAGGCACUUUUCUCAUUCAUUGUUCUGAGGUAGAGCUAACUCUUUCAGGUUUGAACAGUGAUUCUUAUGCCUUGAACUGAUUGACAUUGUCAUGAGUAUCAAAUGGAUUCUGUCCUCCUCCCCAUUUAUAUCCUUGAUCCUGGUAGAAGAGUCACAGUUCUUGUAUUUAAAAUGAGAUGCAUUGUGAAUAUUACAUUUAAUAACUCUUGUAAAACAAAAUAACAAAGCAGUCUAUCCAACUUCAGAAAUAUACAUUUGCAAGUAAGUGUAUAUUUUAAUGAUGCAACAAUGUGUGGCAUCUAACACUGUUUUUUCCAUUGUAGUAAUGUUCAGCAGGUUUGCCAUAUUAGUCUGUUAUAGCAAAAUAACAAAGAGUCUUGUAAUGUAAAGGUGCCACGUGACUUUUUGUCAUUUUUCCACUGCAGACUUAAGAGGAUAGUUUCUCUCAACUAUUGAAAACUGCAAAGAUGAUAGGGCAUUUUUCUGAAUCUGUAGCUUUCAUGAAUGUAUUUUUGUUUAUGCAAAUCUGUGGAUUUUUUUCUGAUUAUGUUGAGUUUCCCAAGUUUGAUUUUUCUCAAACAAAAGAAUGAUGUCAGGUCAAUAAAGCUUUAGAGUUCCUACA
Messenger RNA from Sceloporus undulatus (fence lizard), 5593 nucleotides. It is a transcript of the gene UGGT1, whose product is annotated as UDP-glucose glycoprotein glucosyltransferase 1. Gene Ontology annotation, cellular component: endoplasmic reticulum. The record is from RefSeq and is a predicted model, not a curated record. Gene Ontology annotation, molecular function: UDP-glucose:glycoprotein glucosyltransferase activity. Lineage: Eukaryota; Metazoa; Chordata; Lepidosauria; Squamata; Phrynosomatidae.